Messenger RNA from Hibiscus syriacus, 639 nucleotides. RefSeq lists its product as uncharacterized. The coding region runs from base 1 to 639 and encodes 212 amino acids. The record is from RefSeq and is a predicted model, not a curated record. Lineage: Eukaryota; Viridiplantae; Streptophyta; Magnoliopsida; Malvales; Malvaceae. The transcript has a single exon.
AUGUCUUCCCCUCUAUUUAAACCCUUUCCACCUUCCAUCUCUUUACCCUGUUCUCUUCCACUUCUCCGACUUGUUCCCUCUCUUCAUUUGGCUGAAAUGGCUGAGCAGGUGCCCUCAAAGCGCCAAAGAGAAGAAACCCAAACCUCAAACGAAGAACAAGUCGAUGAAACAAAACGCCACAAGUCGUACAAUCACAUACUUUCUUUGCUGGAAGCAGAAGAGGAUGAACCGAGCUGCCAAGACGUGUCUUCUCUCAUCACCAAUUUACAACAACACCUCUCUUCGGAAUCCGUUUCAGACGCUCCUUGCCAGCCGACAACAGAAGCCAACGUCCAAGAGAGCCCUACGGCGGUGAUGACUAACAGCGACUCCAUGGUCAGCAUAGAAGACUACACGACGGCAACUUCUUCCUACGAGGAUUACGAGGACGGUGAUAAAGAGCAUGUCAUUAGGCAUUUGCUUGAAGCUUCCGAUGACGAGCUGGGGAUUCCGAAUAGAGAUGAAGGUGUUGUCGGCGUUGAGUACGAUGAAGGAAUCAACAAUGGUGGAAAUGGCUUUGCAUGGUGUGACGAGUUAUGGGAGCUUGAAGAUGAGACUGCUAAUUACUACACUUUGUUGCAAUCUCAACUGUUCAUGUAG